This is a messenger RNA of Anolis sagrei ordinatus, 1921 nucleotides long. It is a transcript of the gene LEMD1, whose product is annotated as LEM domain containing 1. The record is from RefSeq and is a predicted model, not a curated record. NCBI's taxonomy places the organism in Eukaryota, Metazoa, Chordata, Lepidosauria, Squamata, Anolidae.
UGUCUGUCAAAACGAAGCAUUCAAAGCAACCCGGGAGGGCCCGCAAUUGUUUUUACCCGCUUAUGGGCCUUUUCCUGAGGGAAGCGCAGGGGUGCGGAGAAAAGCGAGGUGGAAGCAAUAAAGUUAUGUGGUUUAUUUUCACCUUUAGCAAAGAGUAGCCAAAUUUAAGGAAAUAACGUGCCCCCAAACGGUUGUAUCAUUAGGAGAUGGAGACGGUUACCGUAGAUGUGCGCAUAGAAAGCAAAGAAAAAGACUCUGCAGAACAAACUUCCAAAGAUGUGAUUGAAGUUCGCUCUCUGAAUGACAUUGAAUUACGAGAACAGCUCUCUGUACAUGGAUUCAAUGCUGGACCAAUAUUACCUUCCACAAGGACUACCUAUGAGAACAAGCUAUUACAGUUGAUGAAACAAUGCCCAACCAGUGCAGCUGGGGAAAAUAGCAGGCUUGAUGAUUCUGAAAAGGAAAAUGGAGAACAUGGGCAAACCACAGAAGUAGUCCUCCAAACAAACAACCUCAGAGUGACAGCUGAAUGUGCCUCUGGGCUUGGUAAUAAGCCAACUGUAGAUGUUGAAGAACGCCAGAAGAAACUGUUAUCAUCUAAUAUUGAACACAGUUUGGCCAAAAUAGUGGCAGAGCUACAGGAAAUAUUGCCAGAGGGCAAGGUGGCAUUGAAUCGGUCACAAGGACCAACCACAAGGAGAAAAUCUGGUAGCAGCCCUGGACCGAGCUGCAAACAAAAGAUAAAUCAUCCUCCACACAUAGAUUAUGGCUAUCCUGAUGCUAACCGUGUAGGAGUAAGUACUAGAAGAAGGACGGUACAAGCAAAGACACCUUCAGUGAAGCAACUUUCUGUAGCAAAAUCUCAGGUGUUUGAGAAGCCAGUAGAAGAACUUAUACCAACCCGUGUAAAGAUGGCAGUGUUUGCUAUCUUCAUUUUCCUUCUUGUUGUGUAUGUUACUAUGGAAACUAAUAUGGGGAAUCCAUUCCCAAGGUUUAGCAUGGGAAAAUGAGAGCAUCUCAUCAUUUAGAGAUGACAUCAAAAGACUAAAGGUGGUGGUUCUGUUUAGCUGCUUAUGAAUAAGCAAUCUGGGUAGCUAAUUAAAAAGCAAAAGUGGAUAUACCAUGUAUGUGUUUUCUUUGUUUAGAAUUUAAAAUGCAUUGCAGCAUCUGUAUCUUAAAAUAUCUGGCAGCAUCUACUUUUUUGACAGUGGUUCAUGAUUUAGCUCAUUGGUAGAGGCUUUCUUGAUUAAUGGAAACCAAUUUCUUCCUUUCUUUAUUCCAGAAGGUGAAGUUUUCCUUUUGCAGCCAGUCCUCCCACCAUUGUUUGUAUUAUUCAAGUGGUUCUUAUGCUUAGAAGACAAUUUGUCAAAGCCUAAUGAACCCACGAGUAAGAAGCAUAAACCUAGAAGGAAAAGGUUGCAGAAAAGGUUGCAAAAAUGAUUGUGGGGUAAUUCAACUGCCCUGUGAUAUACCCACACAGAAUACAAGUUGCAGGGUAGCUUUUUCUCAGAGCCAAAUAGAUUCCAUCGCUCUCACCAUCAUAGCUCGGUGCUUUAAUUCAACCCGAAGCCUUUGUUCUAUACAGAAAUAGGCUGUGGAGCUGGGCUGCCUAUCCUAGUAUAAGUAGAAGCACCUGUUAUGUAAUCUAAUGUAAAAUGACAGAGUCCUUGAUGCCUGAUCAUACAGGCACAGCUGUGGCGCAUACAUUUCUGUGUACCUGUUUUCUUCUCAUGGACAGUGUGAUAUGUUGCUUUUGAGAACUUGCAAGCUUUAAUCUGUGACUCCCAUUGAUCAUCCUGUGGGGAAUUUCCUGGGAUAUGUAGUCCAAAACUAUAGACUGGUUACUAGAGAAAUAAAGACAUAUUAAUACCUUUUCAUGCCUUAUUUUACUGUCUUUAAACUGUCAAAGCCAAGUUCUUCA